AUGAGCGCAACGUUACAACCCUAUCUGGAGGCAGUCAGGAGGACAUUAGAGGCUGCGAUGUGCCUUGAGCAGUUCAGCUCGCAGGUUGUAGAGAGGCACAAUAAGCCCGAGGUUGAAGUAUGCACAUCCAAAGAACUGCUGUUAACCCCGGUGGUUGUGUCACGCAGCAAACAAGAACGUGUUCUCAUCGAACCAUCUAUUAAUUCAUUACGAGUCAGUAUCGCUGUUAAGCAAGCGGAUGAAAUCGAGAAAAUUCUCUGCCAUAAAUUCACUCGAUUUAUGUGCCAACGCGCCGAUAAUUUCAUCAUACUGAGAAGGAAACCCAUAGCUGGUUACGACAUCUCAUUUCUGAUCACUGCAACGCAUACAGAAAUGAUGUAUAAACAUAAACUAGUCGAUUUUCUGAUUCAUUUUAUGCAAGAAAUUGAUAAGGAAAUAAAUGAUAUGAAGUUGGCUUUAAAUGCACGUGCUCGUGUCUCGGCUGAGGAAUUCUUGAAGCGUUUCAAUUGA
Anisakis simplex (herring worm) is the source of this 510-nucleotide messenger RNA. Lineage: Eukaryota; Metazoa; Nematoda; Chromadorea; Rhabditida; Anisakidae. The record is from the annotation of a GenBank genome assembly.